Penicillium atrosanguineum is the source of this 1128-nucleotide messenger RNA. Its product is annotated as HotDog domain-containing protein. The record is from RefSeq and is a predicted model, not a curated record. The coding region runs from base 1 to 1128 and encodes 375 amino acids. The transcript has a single exon. NCBI's taxonomy places the organism in Eukaryota, Fungi, Ascomycota, Eurotiomycetes, Eurotiales, Aspergillaceae.
AUGGCUUUUAAUAUUCCGUCCCGACAUCGUGGCCUCGUUUUUGAAUCAGUUUCAAAGGAUUUAAGUGGCCUUCAAAUUCAGUCACUCCCAACUCCACAAGUCGAGGCUGGCAGCGCCAUUGUUCGUGUCCUUGGUGCUAGUGUGCUGUCCUAUCAACGUGAUAUUUACGAUGGGGAGCGAGAUUACUUUCUUCCUAAGCCACUGAUCGGCGGAUUCAGCGCCAUUGGGCGUGUUGUCGCAGUCGGAUCUGAUGCCAUCGCCUUGCAGCCGGGAAAUUUGGUGUAUCUCGAUUCCGUCAUCCGUGGACGCGACGAUCUCAAUGCUGUGAUCCUAUCCGGAGUCUCGGAUGGAUUCAAUGAACGAGGUAAAAAGCUGAUGAAAGACGUCUGGCGCAAUGGAACAUUUGCUGAAUACACCAAAUUUCCUUUGGAAAAUUGUAUCCUUCUGAAUGAACCAAAGUUGUGUCAAGGCUUAGGUUACGAUAUCCUUGACCUAAUAUACAUCAGCUAUCUCCUCGUCUCUUAUGGCGGUCUACGGGAUAUCAAGGUCGAACCCGGUGAGACUGUCCUUGUUUGCCCGGCCACUGGCGGUUUCGGGGGUGCUGGCGUUCAGGUUGCAAUUGCUAUGGGUGCCAACACCAUUGCAAUGGGCCGGGAUGAGCAGGAGCUGGCGAGACUGAAAACAAAUGUGACAGAGGGCACUCCGGGUGCCAAUAUCGAGACAGUCAAGAUGACGGGGGAUGAGGAGAAGGAUUUGAAUGCACUUCUAGCCUUUGGAACCAUCGAUGCUGUACUGGAUCUUUCGCCACCAACAGCAAGCAAAUCGCCGCACUUAAACAGCGCUAUUAGGGCUAUCCGACGCAAGGGCCGUGUUAGCCUCAUGGGAGGUUUUAUGGACGGCCCUAUACCAAGCUUUGAGCUCAUUGCAAAGGACAUCACCGUGAAAGGCAAAUUCAUGUAUGAAAGAGAGGAUAUAUCACAAUUUUUGAAGAUGCUGGAAAGUGGCCGAUUUCCACGUGGCAAAAAGUUUGUCAAUAUGAAGAGUUUUCCUCUAGAUGAGUGGAAGACUGCCCUUGACGUGGCAGCUGAAUAUACCGGAAUUGGGAGAUCGGUUGUCAUUAUCCCAUAA